Messenger RNA from Aureobasidium musti, 540 nucleotides. NCBI's taxonomy places the organism in Eukaryota, Fungi, Ascomycota, Dothideomycetes, Dothideales, Saccotheciaceae. The record is from the annotation of a GenBank genome assembly.
AUGGCUGAGGGUGUUUCCGCUCGCGACUGUAUCGACUCGACCAUUCCAGUGUUUCCAGUCGCGCGACUUCCCAGGCAGGUGCUGGACAGAUUCUUCGAGCAAGCCAACGCAGCAUGUAGGCGGUGCGGAUAUGAGGACCCUCAAUCAACUCUCAUGUCUUCCGAAGACAUCUCUUCGAUCAACCCAAGGACAGAAGCCCCCGUGAACGAUGAUCUGCUCGAAACUUGGCCGUUCGAAGGUUCCAGUGUCCAGCAAAUUAUUGAUUUUGCUAUACAGCAUCUAAACAAUACAGAUCUGUCUCCCACGAAUAUGGUUAUUCUGGAUGAUAUCACAAAUCGGGACGAUACUUGUCUGCUCUUGUCGAAGGAUCCAUUCAGCGAUGAUCCACGGGAGUAUAUGCAAAUACGGUCAGACUUUGAGUCGGCUAUUGUGGCUCUAAAAACAAUUGAGACCGGCUGUGGUGGUGCCGAUACACAGCUAGAUACACAAUAUCCUGGCUCAGAUGGCGUAUUGAGAAUCUCGGUACGGGACAGAGUUUGA